Molecule: messenger RNA, 3377 nt
Organism: Spirodela intermedia
Lineage: Eukaryota; Viridiplantae; Streptophyta; Magnoliopsida; Alismatales; Araceae
Source: the annotation of a GenBank genome assembly
AUGCUGCUCCGGGGACAUCUAGCGAACAUUCGGAGCUUCACGACGGCCGUCCCCAUGCGCACGCCUCCUCCCGCGCCACCAUUCUCUUGCCUAUGCUUCCGCAGGCUUCUGCUCCAGGCGGCUCACUCGAGUCCCGGUGGCUCGCCUGCCGCUGUUGCUCCUACGAAUGUAAAGCGCGUGGCCGCCGGGGCCGGCGCCUCUCCUGCGAAACCGGCGGCGAUGUCUGCUCCACAGACGCCGGAGUUUGUGCGGGAGAAUCUGUUCGUCCCACCGGGUGUUGAUCUCGAUGAGGUUACUGAGGAGAUGGUUCUGCCGGGAUCCAACAUCGUGGUUGGACCCUACGCGGGGCACGCGCAGAUCAAGCAGGUGGAAUACGUGAAGAGUAGCGCGAGGCCGAGCGACUGCCCCAAGGACGAUCGUCCAGAGUUCGCCAUCGUCGGCCGGUCCAACGUGGGAAAGUCGUCCCUCGUCAACGCUCUCGUCCGCAAGAAGGAGAUCGCACUCACUUCCAAGAAGCCAGGUCACUGGUCUUUUCACUGAAAUUUCCACGGCCUUGGAAUUUCAUUAUGUUUUUAUUUGUUUUCGUGUGGGAGUCUUUGCAGGCACCAUGUUUGACAAAAUGCCUGGUUCAUGCAGGAAAAACUCAGGUGAUUAACCAUUUCUUGGUCAAUAAAAGCUGGUAUAUUGUGGAUCUGCCUGGUUAUGGGUGAGACUAUCUCCUUUUUCCAGCUGCUCUAUGAGCUGUUACAAUGAUCUUAAGUAACCAUAGCUUAAUGGAUGAUUGGUACUGCUCAUUGCAGCUUUUUUGGUCAAUUGGAAUGAUUCAGAAGCGGUAAUCUAUGCCGCUUGCCUAUUCCACUCAAUCUACAUGCUAACUGGGGAGUCCAGUGUGCUGCCCGUUAUAUCUACAAACUAUGAGGGUCUCUGAAAAUUUACUGAUUAUUAUAGAUUCAAGGGACCGCUGUCGGACGUCUUUCUAAUCAGUAACCUUGAAUUUUCACUUAUUCGUUUCUUCAUCAGUUUUGUAUACAUAAGGUAGGUGAACUUAUUGUCGUUUCUCGCUUGCUCAACAUCUUUUAUGAUAAUGGUGUCAGCGUGGAAGUCAAGUUUUAGGUUAUCAGGAGGAACAGGAGAGAGGAUUCUAAGUCUCCAUUUUUUAGAGUUCUCGAGCUUCUGAAGGGUCUGCAUGUGUCAUCAUUCACUAAAAUAGAAAAGUGCUGCAAAUAGAAACCCAAAGGCCACAUUGAUCCACACCUGUCUGAAUACUUUGAGAAACCAGCGGAGUUAUUGUACGGUUUCUCGAAAGAUUAUAAUUACCAUCCAUAGUGCAACAUUUUUUGUUUCUAGUUAUGAAUGGCUUCCUUAAUAUGUUAUGUCGUUGUCUAGAAAUUAGCUAUUUUCCAGGGAGGCUUAUUUGUUUCUGUCUAUCUAUUGAUCUAUCGCCUUCAUUAUGAUUUUUAGACAUCAGUUGAUUAAUCUAUCUAGCCUUUUACUCUCUCUCUUUCACCAAUUUUUAGGCAUCAGUUUAUUUCUCUCUUACACCAAUUUUCUGGAGGAUUGUUCAAGUUAUCGACAGUUAAAUUUUUUUGAUGUACAGAGGUGCAUCUUCAAAUUCUUUGGCCACUGCCCAUAAGCCUUUUAUCAUGAAAUGUUGCUCUUGUUGAUGGAACCCUAAUGGGUAUCCAUUUAGGCCCCGGGUUCCAUUAGCAUCUAUCACAAACGUAGCCUUGUCAGCCUCUUCCUAAAGGGAAUUAUAAUAGCCUGAUUAGUUCACUUUUGGUUCGUCAUUGGUAGUACAAUUUACGCUAUCUGUGGUUUCAGUUUCUCGUUGUAUUUGAAUGCCCUUCAUUAGUAGGCAAAAAAUAUCUUUAUUAUCUCAACUUUCCCUUUUUUGCACCAAUUUUUUUUAGAUUUGCCUCUAUUGUAUCUCCUCUCUUCCUUAUGCCUCCAGUCCCUGGAUUCUUUCUUACGAUUUUCCUCUACCACCAGAUCAUGAUCAUCCCGCAUCUCCCUGAUCUUUAUCAUAUCUUGAAUCAUCCUUAUCUUCUCUUUAGUCUUCCCUCUCAGUUUUCUGGUUACUCCAGCUUUUUAGAUUACUACGAUCCCUCCUAGCUUGUUGACAGAAUUCCAUGGUCACAACUGCGCCCCAAGGUUUCAUCUCUCCAUUAUGCUACUAGAUCCGUGUUCCUACCAAUUAAAAUUCGUAAAGCCUUGCGGUUCAAUAAUUAUGAAUUAUUUGUCAAAGUGACCGUAAAAAAAUUCAUUCCGAUCAUUAUUUCUUCCAUUUCUCUCUUUUCGUUCUUGUACCAGGCUUCCAGGUUCAUCAUGUUUCUGACAACACAACAUACGUACACACUUCCCCAUUCCCUUGGGGGAAGGGGAGGGCCGAAUCGUUUUCUCCAGACUUCUGUAUUAUUUCAAUCCAAUACUUUUAUUUAGCAGAUAGGGUCGAAUAAUAUUGAGGGGAUACCUGCAUCCAUUGGAUGUUCCAGUGGUCUUCGUCAUUAAUUAGUCUAUCCAAACCUGCUCAUUAAUGAGACUGUUUCCAUUGUAGGUUUGCGAAUGCCCCUGAUUCGGUUCGAAUGGAUUGGUCUGCCUUCACCAAAGGCUACUUCCUGAAGAGGAAGACUCUUGUCUCUGUCUUGCUCCUCGUGGAUGCCAGCACCCCACCUCAGCAGAUCGACCUUGACUGCGCUAAUUGGCUUGGCCGCAAUGAUGUGCGUAAUCAGUCUCUUCUAUUUCCCUACAGUUAUAAUUUUUUAUUUUUUUUUAUAUCUACCUUGCUAGCCAAAGUGAAUGCAUAUAAUUUUUUCAGCCAAUUUCUUACUUAAUGGGUUUAUCUCCUAUAUUUCCAUUAACUUAUUAAACUGAUUUCUCUUUUUUUUCUUAUUAAUUUAUCAGAAUAUUUCUCAUGAAACUUCUUCUACCUCAAUGAACUAGUUGGUUAUAUAUAGAUAUAUAUAGUUUUUUUCUUUCAACUUCUUGCUCCAUGGAUUUAUCUCUUGUAUUUUCAUAAGCUAAACAUUUCUCCUCCCGUCUCUUGAUUUCUCAGCAAAAAACCUUCUUCCACCUUAAAACAAUAUAUAUAUAUAUAUAUAUAUAUAUAUAUUUCUGUCAAUUCCUUACUCCGUGGGUUGUCUUUCUUCGUUUUGUUAUAAUUCUAGAUUGGCAUGACAUUCGUGUUCACCAAGUGCGACAAGAGAAAAGCCAAAAAGGGGAACCAACCCGACGAGAACAUCAGGAGCUUCCUGCAGCUUACCAGAAAGUACUACAAGGUUCCUCCUCCUUGGAUUAUGACCAGCAGCGUCACUGGGUUUGGUAGGGACGACCUCCUCCUCCACAUGUCCCAGCUCAGGAACUACUGGGAGAACUACUAG